GCUUCCUCAGCAUUUCAGCUGCUUGUGAUCAUUGGACUUCCUCUGUCUAGCCUCACUGAAAAUUCUACAUGCAAGACGACAGCUCAGGCUGAUAUCAUGCUGUUGGUGGACGGUUCUUAUAGUGUUGGAAUAUUGAACUUCCAAACCAUCCGGACAUUCAUCAGUCAUGUGGUUGACAUCUUUGAAAUUGGCCCAGAUCGAGUCCAAAUUGGUCUGGUUCAGUACGCUGGGGCCCCACUUACUGAGUGGCACCUGAACACACACAAGACCCGAACUGAGCUGUUGAGGGCUGUGGCCGACCUGCCAUGCAGAGGUGGCAACACUAUGACAGGCUUGGCCUUGAACUAUAUCCUCCAGACAAAUUUCAAAGCCAGUGUUGGAAUGCGAGAAAAAUCCAGUAAAAUGGGAGUGCUAAUCACUGAUGGCAGGUCACAGGAUGAUAUUAUUUUCAGCUCCCAGAAUCUUCGUGAUCAGGGCAUUGAGAUGUAUGCUAUUGGUGUGAAUAGCGAUGAAAAUGAGCUGAGGCUAAUUGUCUCAGAUCCUGAGGAGAACCAUAUGUACCUUCUGAAAGACUUCAACUUGCUGAUCAAUGCUAAUGAUAUUAUUACCAACAUUUGCAACAGUGUGAAAUGCCCAGGUGCUCAAGGAGGAAACAGCCCCACUGUGUUCUCCAGUGCAGGUGGGACAGCUACUCUACCCUGUGCUAAUGUGCUUGAUCCAAACUGCUCCUCUACUACAUGGCUUUAUGGCAGCACUGGACCUAUUGAUGAAUUAUUUGGACAUGGGAAGAUAAAACCUGAAAACGCCAAGAACAGAUCUGAGAGACUGAGUCUGUCCAACAACUGUUCUCUCCACAUUACCAAUGUCACCACUGAGGACGCAGGACUCUACACCUGUCAGCAGUUCCCCAGAGUGGGUGGACAACAAUUUGAAGAUGAUGCUCCAGUUUAUCUCGCUGUUCUCCAUGUCUCCGCUUUCUCCAGAGAGACUGAGAUGGAGCCAGGCAGUCAUGUGACUCUCCACUGCCUCCUGCACACACACGACAACUGUACCAAAUCUGUGGGACAUAAAGGCGUCAGUCUCAGCUGGGUGGAUCAGACAGGGUCUGAUCUGAGCAACAUCACCCACCGCCAGAUCAGAACCACAUCUAUGUGUUCCACCACACCGACGGUGGAGAUCAGAGCUAAACACUCCACUUCCACACAGAGGACGUGGAGAUGCCAGCUGGCUGCAGGAGGGAAGGUUCAGACUACUGCAACCUACACCAUCAGAGGUAAUGGGACCACUGCUUCCACAAACUCAGGUGUUGCGCUGAUUGCUGGAGUUGGUGUCUCAAUUAGUGUGUUGGCUGCUGCUGCACUGAUUAUAAUUGUGGUGAUACGCAAGAGAGAGAUACAUGCUGAGGGAGAGCACACCUUAAGUCAAAGCAGGACCAGUGCCACAGCUCUCCAGUCUGUUCCAGCAGUAAACUCCUCAGCUAAUGAAGAGGAAGGAGCUGAUCUGCACUAUGAAGCCUUGCAGCACCUCAACCCAACUCCAGCUGGGCCUUCUGCAAAGCAGUCUGAGCACACUGUGACCUACAGCACCAUCAUGCAGUUAUCAGGUGGUGAGGACCAGAGCAGCAGACCUGUGGACCCCAAUGCUGUUUAUGCCACUGUUCAGAAGAAGGAUAACACACAGAAUUAACACACACAAUACAUGCACACACAUACACUCACACACGCACAAACAAACACACACACACACACACACACACACACACACACACACAAACCUCAAAAUACUCAAAAUGUCAGUGUCACUGAUAAGGUUUCCUUUUUUCCUUUUUCCUUUAAAGAUACAUGCCUUAAAAUAUACAGACGACAUACCAGACCUCUGUAUAAAUGUGUCAUAUUGUUAACUGUGAAGAUACUAAUUAGAUAUUAGAAAGGCAUCUACAGUAACUCAUAUCCUUCAUGUGCUGUAUAUCAUAUCCUUCAUGUGCAGUAUAUUGUAUCCUACAUGUAACUUAUCAUAUUCUACAUGUGUAAUUUAUAUCAUAUCCUUCAUGCUGCAUUUCAUAUUCUACAUGUGCCGUAGGUCAUAGGUCAUGCACAUGCAUACUGUAUGCAUAUCAUAGACAUGUUUCUAUGAGUUUGACUUUGAAUCCUCAACUCUCUUUCUAAUUUGAAGCCCUUUUAGAUCAGCAUUAUAUUUCUAAUAAACACACUGUAUAUAAACAAUUAGCUAUUGUGUUUCGCUGUGUUUUAAACAACUUUGAA
Molecule: messenger RNA, 2261 nt
Organism: Alosa sapidissima (American shad)
Lineage: Eukaryota; Metazoa; Chordata; Actinopteri; Clupeiformes; Clupeidae
Exons: 14
Coding region: 97-1686 (529 amino acids)
Biological process (GO): endodermal cell differentiation
Source: RefSeq, a predicted model, not a curated record